UGAGCAUCGUCUCCCGGGAGAGGAGAGGAGAGGAGAGGAGGGGGGGGGUCUGCAGCAGGAAGGAUGCGUAAUAGGAACAACAGCCGGUGCCUUCAAAUUCAAAAUAUCCGGAUGAAAAACAAGAGCAUUCUGUGGAAAACUGAGCCGACCUUUUCACAGAAUAACGGUGGCCUUGGAAGGGACCUUGGAGGUCCUCUAGUCCAACCCCCGGCUGCCCACCACCCCUUAAUUCCCCGGGCCCAGCAGAAGGGACAUUUUCGGCAUCCCUUCCUCAAAUUCAGCCCGCACCCCUUUCUCGGCCCAGGUAUCUCAAAGGGGCUAAUUUACAGAAUGCAUCCAAACUCCAGGAUCCGGGAUUUUCCCAAUGGGAUCCAAAUUCAGCCAAUUUCAGAAAGACUUUGAUGACAUGAUAGGAAGGAUCGUAACAUUGUUAUGAGAGGCAUCAUAACAAAUCGUCAUUAAACGUUUCCUGCGGUCGCUGUGUUGAGCUACUCUGGGGGCAGAAUCAUCUCUAAACAUCUCUCCCAAUUUUUAAGAACUUUCUGAGGAUAUUAGAAGCUCCGGCCUUAUUGCUGAAAGCAUGAAGACUCUGGGAAGAUAAGACAGGCAGUCCUCGACUUACGACAGUUCGUUUAGUGACCAUUCUAAAUUACCAUAGGGCUGAAAAAAGUAACUUAGGAUCGUGCCCAAAGAUGCUUUUUCAACUGGACUUUCUGAUUUAUGACCAUUUUUCACACUUAACGACCGUUGUAGCAUCAGGUCACGUGGUCGCGUGAUCCAAAUUCAGACGCUUGGCAACCGAUUCAUAUUUAUGACAGUCGCCAUGUCCCGGGGUCCAUGUAACUAACUUGACAACUGUGGUGAUUCCCUUUUUGCAACAGUGCCAAGAAAGGUCGUAAAACGGGACAAAGCUCACUUCACAACUGUCUUGCUUAGCAACAGAGGUUUGGGGCUCUGUGGUGGUCAUAAGUCGAGGACUACCUGUAUCUCUGAAACGAUAGCAGCCGAGAACUCAUGGGUUGCCUAAUUUAAGGAAAACCACAUAUUUCUAAGUUCUUUCAUCCUUAUUUUUAUGUAUUUGUUUGAUUUAAUCUUCUUUGUUCUCUCCUGUUGUCUCCCCAGCAACUGAUGCUGGCUUGUAGGAACACAAUCACAAAGAUGACAACUGUUGUGGGCUCCUGAGAUCAGGCUGGCUGGCAAGGGGGAUCCGGCCGGCCCCUGGGGAGAAGGGCUGCUCUCUGGAGCUUUUGCACCACCCAUCGUCCUGUCCUGCCCUCCUCUGGGGUGAGCCGGGAUGCUUUAACCGCCAGCCGCAACUCCGUCAACGUGCCGAGACCCUCCCGCGCGCUCGUGGCCAUGCCACCCCGGCCUUCCUCGGGGGAGCUAUGGGGGCUGCACCUCAUGCCCCCCCGGAUCAUGGUGGACUGCUGCCUGCCCAAUGGGAUGGUGGUCACCCUGGAGUGCCUGCGGGAGGCCACCCUCCGCAGCAUCAAGCAGGACCUCUUCAAGGAGGCCAGGAAGUAUCCGCUCUUCCACCUGCUGCAGGAGGAAUCAUCCUACAUCUUUGUGGGGGUGACCCAAGAAGCCGAACGGGAGGAAUUCUUUGACGAGUCCCGGCGUCUUUGCGAUCUGCGGCUCUUCCAGCCGAUCCUGAAGGUGGUGGAGCCCGUGGGGAACCGGGAGGAGAAGAUCCUCAACCGGGAGAUCGGAUUUGCGAUUGGGAUGCCCAUCUGCGAAUUCGAGCUGGUGAAGGAUCCCGAGGUGCAGGAAUUCCGGCGCAACAUUCUCUCCGUUUGCCGAGAAGCCGUGGAGACCCGGGGGUCGGCGGGACCCCAAAGCCAGGCCUUGUAUGUCUACCCUCCCAACGUGGAAUCCAGCCCUGACCUGCCCAAGCACCUGUACAGCAAGUUGGACAAAGGUCGGAUCAUAGUGACCAUUUGGGUUAUUGUGUCCCCAAACAACGACAAACAGAAAUACACCCUCAAGACGCCGCAUGACGCGCUGCCUGAGCAGGUGAUCGCCGAGGCCAUCCGGAAAAAGACCCGGAGCAUGCACCUCUCGCCCGAACAGCUGCGCCUCUGCGUGCAGGAGUACCAGGGCAAGUACCUGCUCAAGGUUUGCGGCUGCGACGAGUAUUUGCUGGAGAAGUACCCCCUCAGUCAGUACAAGUACAUGAGGAACUGCAUCGCCAUCGGCCGCCUGCCCCACCUGAUGCUGAUGAGCAAGGAGAGCCUCUACAGCCAACUGCCGGCCAACGUCUUCGUGCUGCCCUCGUACGCGCGCCGGUCGGCCACCUCCUUGCACGUGAACGGAGAUGCGCCCACCAAGUCCCUCUGGUCCAUCAACAGCCUUCUGCGCAUCAAGAUCCUGUGCGCCACCUACGUGAACGUCAACAUCAGGGACAUCGAUAAGAUUUAUGUCCGGACGGGAAUUUUCCACGGUGGGGAACCCCUUUGUGAUAACGUCAACACUCAGCGGGUGCCGUGCUCCAACCCUCGGUGGAACGAGUGGCUCUCCUACGACAUCUACCUGACCGACCUGCCCCGGGCGGCUCGCCUUUGCGUCUCCAUUUGCUCCGUCAAGGGCCGGAAGGGGGCCAAGGAGGAGCACUGCCCCCUGGCCUGGGGCAACGUCAACCUCUUUGACUACAAGGACACCCUGGUGGCCGGGAAGAUGGCCCUCAACCUGUGGCCGGUCCCCCACGGCCUGGAGGACUUGCUGAAUCCCAUCGGGGUCGGGGGCUCCAACCCCAACAAGGAGACUCCGUGCCUUGAGCUGGAAUUCACCUGGUACAGCCACCCGGUGAAAUUUGCCGAUGCCGCCGAAAUCGAGGAACACGCCAACUGGGCCAUGUCGCGGGAGCUGGGUCUGAAUUACUGUAUGGUGGGCUUGAGCAACCGCCUGGCCCGCGACAGCUCGCUGGACGAAAGCGAAUUGGAGCAGCUGCGCAACAUCUGCAACCGAGACCCCCUGUCGGAGAUCACAGAGCAGGAGAAGGACUUCCUUUGGCGUCACCGGCACUACUGCGUCAACCUCCCCGAGACCCUGCCCAAGUUGCUGCUGUCCGUCAAAUGGAAUUCGCGGGACGAGGUGGCCCAGAUGUACUGCCUCCUCCGGGAAUGGCCCCUGAUCAAACCUGAGCUGUCCAUGGAGCUGCUGGAUUGUAACUUCCCCGAUCCGGUCAUCCGGGAGUUUGCGCUGAAGUGCCUGGUCAAGGGACUGACGGACGACAAGCUCUCCCAGUAUCUCAUCCAACUGGUGCAGGUUCUGAAAUACGAGCAGUACCUGGACAACCCUCUGGCCCGCUUCCUGACCAUGAAAGCCCUGACCAACCAGAGGAUCGGACAUUUUUACUUCUGGCAUCUCAAGUCGGAAAUGCACAGCAAGCCCAUCUCCCAGCGCUUCGGGCUGAUGCUGGAGGCCUUCUGCCGGGGCUGCGGGAUGUACCUGAAACACCUGAACCGACAGGUGGAAGCCAUGGAGAAGCUCAUCAAUCUGACCGACAUCCUCAAGCAGGAGAAGAAGGAUGAGACCCAGAAGAUGCAGAUGAAGUUCCUGGUGGAGCAGAUGAGGCGGCCGGACUACAUGGAGGCCCUCCAAGGGUUCAUCUGUCCUCUCAACCCCGUCCACCAGCUGGGCAACCUCCGGCUGGACGAGUGCCGGAUCAUGUCCUCAGCCAAGCGUCCCUUGUGGCUCAACUGGGAGAAUCCAGACAUCAUGUCCGAACUGCUCUUCACGAACCACGAGAUUAUCUUUAAGAACGGGGACGAUCUCCGACAGGACAUGCUGACCCUGCAGAUCAUCCGGAUCAUGGAGAGCAUGUGGCAGAACCAAGGACUGGAUCUCCGGAUGCUGCCCUACGGCUGCCUGUCCAUCGGGGACUGCGUGGGGCUCAUCGAAGUAGUCAAGAGUUCCUACACCAUCAUGCAGAUCCAGUGCAAGGGCGGCCUGAAGGGGGCGCUCCAGUUCAACAGCAACGCCCUGCACCAUUGGCUGAAGGACAAGAACAAGGGGGAAGGGUACGAUGCGGCCAUCGACCUCUUCACGCGCUCUUGUGCCGGCUACUGCGUGGCCACUUUCAUCCUGGGCAUCGGUGACCGUCACAACAGUAACAUCAUGGUCAAGGACGAUGGGCAGCUCUUCCACAUCGACUUCGGGCACUUCCUGGACCACAAGAAGAAGAAGUUCGGGUACAAACGGGAGCGGGUGCCCUUCGUCCUCACCCAGGACUUCCUCAUCGUCAUCAGCAAAGGAGUGCAGGAGUGCACCAAGACCAAAGAAUUUGAGAGGUUCCAGGAGGUGUGCUACAAGGCCUACCUGACCAUCCGCCAGCAUGCCAACCUGCUCAUCAACCUCUUCUCCAUGAUGCUGGGCAGUGGGCUCCCAGAGCUUCAGUCCUUCGACGACGUGGCCUACCUGCGGAAGACGCUGGCGCUGGACAAGACGGAGCAGGAGGCCCUGGAGUACUUCACCAAACAGAUGAACGAGGCCCACCACGGCGGAUGGACCACCAAGAUGGACUGGAUCUUCCACACCAUCCGGCAUAUGCCGCUCAGCGAGGCCAGCCACGACUGAGGGACCUGCCGGGAGGAGGGUUGCGUGAACCCUCGCUCGGGCAGGGCCACGUGUUUGAUUUAGCCGAGACGCUCGUGGUCCGUGGCCUCUCUUGGGACCAGCUGAGAAGGUCUGGAGAAAGUCACGGGAGGGGACCUCAGGAUCGGCCCUGCCCUUCCUCUCCGAGCCCCAGCGGGAAAGACCCUCUCUGUUGACAUCGGGGGCCCCCUUCAGGCAAUGGUGAUCCUCUCCUCCGGGUUCAACCCAAGAGAUCCCCCUAGGCUCAAUCAGAGACCCUUCCUCUGCCCUCCGCUGAAGCUUCCUGGGGGGGGAGGGGGCUGCGGGGGGGAAGGAAGACGUGGGAGCAAUCAAAAGACAAGGGUAAUACUUGAAAACGUCUGGAGUCAGAAAAGGAAAAAAAAAAUCAUAAUUAUUUUCUCUCUCUCUCUUUUUUCAAAUAAAAAAUUUAAAAAAAAAACAUCAUGUUUGUAUUUAUGCCAGCCUCUAGAGCAGGGCUCUCCAAUCUUGGCAAUGUUAAGCCUAGAGAACUUCAACUCCCAGAAUUCCCCAGCCAGCAAAGCUGGAGACCCCUGCUCUAGAUGUCUUUUUGCUUGCUGAGUUGCAAAAUGCAAAUUCUGAAUUGUUCAGGUGGAAGGAGUCCGGGCAGGUACCUGUUCAUGCUACCACGUUUUAGGAUUGAAAGCUUUUUGGUAGUAAAAUUAGAGAUUGUAUUAAAUGUAAUAAAGUGCGAUGUUAUUACA
Messenger RNA from Pantherophis guttatus, 5315 nucleotides. The record is from RefSeq and is a predicted model, not a curated record. NCBI's taxonomy places the organism in Eukaryota, Metazoa, Chordata, Lepidosauria, Squamata, Colubridae.